AUGGAAAACUACGACCCAUUCCCGGAAUUAAACAAAGAGUCGAAACGAACGUUCUAUUUACUCAUGCUCGGCAUGACCUUCGUCUACGCGGAUUCAAACUUAAUCGCGCCAAACUUGACGCAAAUGGCUCGAGAGUUUAAAUUCGACAACCAAACGAGAGACGAAAAACUGGGAGGCGAAAUAGCGUUCGCGUUCUUCCUAUUAGGCGUUCCGGCGUGCGUGUUGAUUGGGAUUUUAGCGGAUAAGUAUUCGAGAGUGAAGUUAUUCGCGUUCGCGAUAUUUCUCGGGCAGGGGCCGAAUUUGUUCAUAUCGGUGGUGAAGACGUACGAGCAGUUGUUGGCGAUACGAGCGCUGACCGGUAUAGCGGUUGGCGGGGCGCUACCUUUAGUGUUUUCGUUGAUUGGGGAUUUGUUUCCCGCGCACAGGCGAUCGCACGCGUCGGCGUUAGUUGGGGUGUGCAUGUCGUUUGGGGUCGGGAUGGGGCAAGGGAUCGCCGGGUACGUCGGGAGCGAGUACGGGUGGAGGACGCCGUUCGUCGUCGUCGCCGUGCCCGGGGUAAUCGUUGGAUUUUUGUUUUUAGCGUCGGUGAAAGAGCCGAAAAGAGGCAUUAUGGAUGGGAAUAGCUAUUCGAGCGAUGAUUUGGUCGGCGUCGCGGCGAGCGCCGGCGGCGGUACUCAUAGUAGCAGUCACGGUACGAUUAGCGGCGGCGGCGACGGCGACGGCGGCCAGAAUAACAAAGAAGCGUCCGUGUGGGAACAAAUAAAAACCGGCGCGCAAACGUCGUGGAUUUCCAUAAAGUGGGUCCUUGCGGUGCCCACGAACAAGUUCGCGUUAUUACAAGGUAUCCCUGGAUGCGUUCCGUGGUCGGUCAUCAAUGCCUUUAUGAACGAUUAUUUAGCCACGAAUAAAGGGUUAGGCGUUCCGCACGCGACCUCGAUCAUGCUCGGAUUUUCUUUGGGUGGGUUUUUGGGCAUGGUAUUCGGCGGCAUUCUCGGUCAAAAAGCGUACAACGAAUCCCCCAGGACCUUUUGCAACUCGAUGGCGAUUAUGGUCGUCCUCGGCGGCCUUCCGUGGUUAUAUUUGGUAAGCACCGACAACUACAAUGAUUCCUUCUUAAACAUGGCCUCGCACAUCACCAUCGCCGCUAUUGCCGGUAUUUUAUGCACGUAUACCGGCGUGAACGUCCGCGCGAUGGUCAUCCACGUCAACCCGCCGGACCAACGCGGCGCGGCGUUUUCCCUCUUCAACUUAACCGACGACCUCGGUCGAGGCUUCGGCCCGGCCAUCGUGGCGCAACUCGUCGGCUUAUUCGGUCGCGAGAAAGCCUUCAUGUUCAGUUUCAGCAGUUGGGGCGUCUGCGCCAUCCUCUUAUACUUCACCGGGUCGACGCUAGGUAAAGAUGCCGAAGACGUGCGCACAGGGGCGGUUUUGCACUCUCGAAACAUCCAUAGUAAUAACAACAACGGUGGUGGUUUUAAUAACGGGGCUUCUUCUUCUUCGGCUCACCAUCGCAUCCCGAGCGGCAACCACGAAGCCAUCCUCCGGCGCGGAACGACGACAUCGGACGAGGAGGAGAACAGAGGCUUGUUAUCCUCGCCAACGCACAGUCGGAGUAGCAGUCGCACUUCCACUGGUAGAAGAGAGUAA
Bathycoccus prasinos is the source of this 1647-nucleotide messenger RNA. RefSeq names its product major facilitator superfamily. Gene Ontology annotation, biological process: transmembrane transport. Gene Ontology annotation, cellular component: membrane. The record is from RefSeq and is a predicted model, not a curated record. Gene Ontology annotation, molecular function: transmembrane transporter activity. The transcript has a single exon. NCBI's taxonomy places the organism in Eukaryota, Viridiplantae, Chlorophyta, Mamiellophyceae, Mamiellales, Bathycoccaceae. The coding region runs from base 1 to 1647 and encodes 548 amino acids.